Molecule: messenger RNA, 9498 nt
Organism: Rangifer tarandus platyrhynchus (Svalbard reindeer)
Lineage: Eukaryota; Metazoa; Chordata; Mammalia; Artiodactyla; Cervidae
Source: the annotation of a GenBank genome assembly
AUGAGGAAACAUCGGCAUUUGCCCUUACUGGCCAUUUUUUGCCUCUUUUUCUCAGGCUUCUCUUUCACUCGUGGUCAACAACAGCCAGAUGUCAAAAAUGGUGCCGCUGCCGAUAUAAUAUUUCUAGUGGAUUCCUCUUGGAGCAUUGGCAAGGAACAUUUCCAACUUGUUCGAGAGUUUCUAUAUGAUGUUAUAGAAUCUUUAGCGGUGGGAGACAAUGAUUUCCGUUUUGCUCUGGUCCAGUUCAACGGCAACCCACAUACCGAGUUCCUGUUCAAUACGUAUCGUUCUAAACAAGAAGUCCUCUCCCAUGUUUCCAACAUGUCUUAUAUUGGGGUCAGCAAUCAGACUGGAAAAGGAUUAGCACACGUAAUGCAGAACCACCUCACUGAGGCUGCCGGAAGCCGGGCCAGUGACGGAGUCCCUCAGGUUAUCGUAGUGUUAACCCAUGGACACUCGGAGGACGGCCUUGCUCUGCCCUCCGCGGAACUUAAGUCUGCUGAUGUUAACGUGUUUGCAAUUGGAGUUGAGGAUGCAGAUGAAGGAGCCUUAAAAGAAAUAGCAAGUGAACCGCUCAAUAUGCAUGUUUUCAACCUAGAGAAUUUUACCUCACUUCAUGACAUAGUAGGAAACUUAGUGGCCUGUGUGCACUCAUCCAUGACUCCAGAAAGGGCUGGAGGCACAGAAACCCCUAAAGACAUCACAGCACAAGACUCUGCUGACAUUAUUUUCCUUAUUGAUGGAUCAAACAACACCGGAAGUGUCAAUUUCGCAGUCAUUCUCGACUUCCUUGUAAAUCUCCUUGAGAGACUGUCAAUUGGAACUCAGCAGAUCCGAGUGGGGGUGGUGCAGUAUAGCGAUGAGCCCAGAACCAUGUUCUCCUUGAACAGCUACUCCACCAAGGCUCAGGUUCUGGAUGCAGUGAAGGCCCUGGGGUUCAUUGGUGGAGAACUGGCCAAUGUUGGCCUUGCCCUGGAUUUUGUGGUGGAGAAUCACUUCACCCGGGCGGGGGGCAGCCGAGUGGAGGAAGGGGUUCCCCAGGUGCUGGUCCUCAUAAGUGCUGGGCCUUCUAGUGAUGAGAUCCGAGAUGGGGUCGUAGCACUGAAGCAGGCUAGCGUUUUCUCGUUUGGCCUCGGAGCCCAGGCCGCCUCCAAGGCAGAGCUUCAGCACAUAGCUACCAAUGACAACCUGGUGUUUAUUGUCCCGGAAUUCCGUAGCCUUGGGGACGUCCAGGAACAAUUACUGCCGUACAUUGUUGGCGUGGCCCAAAGGCACAUUGUCUUGCAACCGCCAACCAUUGUCACCCAAGUCAUUGAAGUCAACAAGAGGGACAUAGUUUUCCUCGUGGAUGGCUCUUCCAAACUGGGACUGACCAACUUCAAUGCAAUCCGCGACUUCAUUGCCAAGGUCAUCCAGAGGCUGGAGAUCAGACAGGAUCUAAUCCAGGUGGCGGUGGCCCAGUACGCAGACACAGUGAGGCCAGAGUUUUAUUUCAAUACCCACCCCGGCAAGAGGGAGGUCAUAAACGCCGUGCGGAGAAUGAAGCCCUUGGAUGGCUCAGCCUUGUACACGGGCUCCGCUCUGGAUUUUGUCCGGAACAACCUGUUCACGGAGGCGGCCGGCUACCGGGCCGCCGAGGGGGUCCCUAAGCUUCUGGUGCUGGUUACAGGCGGUAAGUCCCUAGAUGCGGUCAGCCAGCCCGCCCAGGAGCUGAAGAGGAGCGGCAUCCUGGCCUUCGCCGUCGGGAACAAGGUGGCUGACCAGGCUGAACUGGAAGAGAUCGCUUUCGAUUCCUCCCUGGUGUUCACUGCCACCGAGUUCCGACCCGCCCCUUUGCAGGGCGUGCUGCCCGGCUUGCUCGGGCCUCUCAGGACCCUCACUGGAACCACUGAAGUUCACGUAAACAAAAGGGAUAUCAUCUUUCUUUUGGAUGGAUCGUCCAACGUCGGGAAGACCAAUUUCCCUUAUGUGCGGGACUUUGUCAUGAACCUAGUUAACAGCCUUGAUGUUGGAAGCGACCACAUUCGGGUCGGUCUGGUGCAGUUUAGUGACACUCCGGUGACGGAGUUCUCCCUAAACACCUACCCGACCAAGUCAGAGUUGCUAGCUCACCUGAGGCAGAUGCAGCUCCAGGGGGGGUCAGUCCUGAACACAGGCGCGGCCCUGAGCUAUGUGCAUGCCAACCACUUCACCGAAGCUGGCGGCAGCAGGAUCCGGGACCACGUGCCGCAGCUGCUUCUCCUGCUCACGGCCGGGCAGUCUGAGGACUCCUAUUUGCAAGCCGCCAAUGCCCUGGCGCGUGCGGGCAUCCUGACCUUUUGUGUGGGCACUAGCCAGGCCGAUAGGGCGGAGCUUGAGCAGAUUGCUUUUAACCCGGGCCUGGUGUAUCUCAUGGAUGAUUUCAGCUCCCUGCCAGCUUUGCCUCAACAGCUGAUUCAGCCCCUAACCACUUAUGUUAGUGGAGGUGUGGAGGAGGUGCCUCUUGCCCAGCCAGAGAGCAAGCGAGACAUCCUGUUCCUUUUCGACGGCUCAGCCAACCUCAUGGGCCAGUUCACUGCCGCCCGCGACUUUCUCUACAAGGUCAUCGAUGAGCUGGACGUGAAACCCGACGGGACCCGGAUUGCGGUGGCUCAGUACAGUGACGAUGUCAAGGUGGAAUCCCGUUUUGACCAGCACCAGAAUAAGCCCGAGAUCCUGAAUCUCGUGAAGAGGAUGAAGCUCAAGACGGGCAAAGCCCUCAACCUGGGCUAUGCCCUGGACUACGCGCAGAGGUACAUCUUUGUGAAGGCUGCUGGAAGCCGGAUCGAGGACGGAGUGCUUCAGUUCCUGGUGCUGCUAGUGGCGGGAAAGUCAUCGGACCGUGUGGAUAGGCCCGCGCUCAACCUGAAGCAGAGUGGGGUGGUGCCCUUCAUCCUCCAGGCGAAGAACGCAGACCCUGCUGAGUUGGAGCUGAUCGUACCAUCCCCAGCCUUUAUUCUGGCUGCGGAGUCCCUUCCUAAGAUUGGAGACCUGCAACCGCAGAUCGUGAACCUCUUAAAAUCGGUGCAAAAUGGGGCACCAGCGCCAGUUUCAGUUGAAAAGGAUGUGGUGUUUCUGAUUGACGGCUCUGAGGGUGUCAGGAGCGGCUUCCCACUGCUGAAGGAGUUCGUCCAGAGAGUGGUGGAGAGCCUGGACGUGGGGCCAGACCGGGUCCGCGUGGCCGUGGUGCAGUACAGUGACCGGACCAGGCCCGAGUUCUACCUGAAUUCCUACAUGGACCAGCAGAGCGUGGUCGGAGCCAUCCGCGGGCUGGCCCUGCUGGGCGGGCCAACCCCCAACACGGGGGCUGCCCUGGAGUUUGUCCUGAGGAACAUCCUGGUGGGCUCUGCCGGGAGCCGCAUAGCGGAAGGCGUCCCCCAGCUCCUGAUCGUCCUCACCGCCGACAGGUCUGGGGACGACGUGAGGGGCCCCUCCGUGGUCCUGAGGAGGGGAGGGGCCGUGCCCAUCGGCAUCGGCAUUGGGAACGCCGACAUCACCGAGAUGCAGACCAUCUCCUUCAUCCCGGACUUCGCCGUGGCCAUCCCCACCUUCCGGCAGCUGGGGACCAUCCAACAGGUCAUCUCAGAGAGGGUGACCCAGCUCAGCCGCGAGGAGCUGAGCAAGCUGCAGGCGUCUGUCAUCCCCAUGACGACCCCGGUGGUCAGCGGCAAGAGGGACGUGGUCUUUCUCAUCGAUGGGUCCCAGAAUGCUGGCCCUGAGUUCCAGCACAUCCGAACACUCAUCGAGAGGCUGGUCGACUACCUGGAUGUGGGCUUCGACACGACCCGGGUGGCGGUCAUCCAGUUCAGCGAUGACCCCAGGGUGGAGUUCCUGCUGAACGUCCACUCCAGCAAGGACGAGGUGCAGAAUGCCGUGCGGCGGCUGCGGCCCAAAGGCGGAAGGCAGAUCAACGUCGGGGGUGCCCUGGAGUACGUGGCAAGGAACAUCUUCAAGAGGCCCCUGGGGAGCCGGAUUGAGGAGGGUGUUCCUCAGUUCCUGGUCCUCAUUUCCUCCGGGAAGUCCGACGAUGAGGUGGACGACUCGGCCGUAGAGCUCAAGCAGUUUGGCGUGGCGCCACUCACGAUCGCCAGGAACGUGGACCAGGAAGAGCUGGUGAAGAUCUCGCUGAGCCCCGAGUACGUGUUUUCAGUGAACACCUUCCGAGAGCUCCCCAGCCUGGAGCAGAAACUGUUGACGCCCAUCACCACCCUGACUGCCGAGCAGAUACAGCAGCUCCUGGCCAGCACUCGCUACCCGCCUCCAGCUGUGGAGAGCGAUGCUGCAGACAUCGUCUUCCUCAUCGACAGCUCUGAUGGCGUGAAGCCAGAUGGCAUCGCGCACAUCCGGGACUUUGUUAUCAGGAUCGUGCGGAGACUCAACGUUGGUCCCAACAAAGUGAGAAUUGGGGUCCUGCAGUUCAGCAACGAUGUCUUCCCAGAAUUUCAACUAAAGACCUAUAAAUCCCAGGCCAGCGUGCUGGACGCCAUACGUCGCCUGAGGUUCAAAGGGGGGUCUCCUCUCAACACUGGCAAGGCUCUGGAAUUUGUGGCAAGGAAUUACUUUGUCAAAUCUGCCGGGAGCCGGAUAGAAGAUGGGGUGCCCCAACACCUGGUUCUGUUUCUGGGUGGAAAAUCCCAGGAUGAUAUUUCCAGGUAUUCCCAGGUGAUAAAGUCUGCGGGAAUUGCGAGCUUAGGCAUUGGAGACCGAAACAUUGACAGAACAGAGCUGCAGACCAUCACCAGCGACCCCAGGCUCGUCUUCACGGUGCGGGAGUUCAGAGACCUCCCCAACAUAGAAGAAAGGAUCAUGAAUUCCUUUGGGUCCUCAGGGGUCACCCCUGCACCUCCAGGAGUGGACACGCCCUCUCCCUCAAGGCCAGAGAAGAAGAAAGCCGAUAUCGUGUUCCUGCUGGAUGGUUCCAUCAAUUUCCGGAGAGACAGUUUCCAGGAAGUGCUCCGUUUUGUGUCAGAAAUUGUGGACACGGUUUAUGAAGGGGGCGACUCCAUCCAGGUGGGGCUGGUCCAGUACAACUCUGACCCCACUGACGAGUUCUUUCUGAAGGACUUCCCCACCAAGCAGCAGAUUAUCGAUGCCAUAAACAAGGUGGUCUACAAAGGGGGGAGGCACGCGAACACCAAGGUGGGCCUGGAGCACUUGCGGCUGAACCACUUCGUGCCUGAGGCGGGCAGCCGCCUGGACCAGAGGGUCCCGCAGAUUGCCUUUGUGAUCACGGGGGGCAAGUCAGCGGAGGACGCUCAGGAGGCGAGCAUGGCACUCACGCAGAGAGGCGUCAAGGUGUUCGCGGUGGGCGUAAGGAACAUCGACUCGGAGGAGGUUGGGAAGAUAGCGUCCAACAGCGCCACAGCCUUCCGGGUGGGGAACGUCCAAGAGCUGUCGGAACUGAGCGAGCAAGUUUUGGAAACUCUGCACGAUGCGAUGCAUGAGACCUUAUGUCCAGGCGUGACUGACGUUUCCAAAGCCUGUAAUUUGGAUGUGAUUCUGGGCUUCGAUGGUUCAGGAGAUCAGAAUGUCUUUGUGGCUCAGAAGGGCCUCGAGUCCAAGGUGGACGCCAUCCUGAGGAGAAUCAGUCAGAUGCAAAAAAUCAGCUGCAGCGGCAGCCAGCUGCCCACGGUGCGGGUGUCCGUGGUGGCCCUCACGCCCUCGGGCCCUGUCGAGGCCUUUGACUUUGCUGAGUACCAGCCGGAGCUGUUUGAGAAGUUCCAGAACAUGCGUGCCCAGCACCCCUAUGUCCUCACCGCGGACACGCUGAAGCUAUACCAGAACAAGUUCCGGCAGGCCUCGCUGGACAACGUGAAGGUGGUCAUUCAUCUUACGGAUGGAGUGGAUGGGGAUCUGGCUGAUUUACAAAGAGCAUCAGAGGAACUCCGACAAGAAGGUGUCCGAGCGCUGAUCUUGGUGGGCCUUGAGCGCGUCGCCAACUUGGAGCAGCUGAUGCACCUCGAGUUUGGGCGAGGAUUCACGUACAACCGGCCCCUGCGGCUGAAUCUGCUGGAUCUAGAUUACGAGCUAGCCGAGCAGCUUGACAACAUCGCCGAGAAGGCCUGCUGUGGGAUCCCCUGCAAAUGCUCUGGACAAAGAGGGGACCGAGGGCCCAUAGGCAGCAUCGGGCCAAAGGGUAUUCCUGGAGAAGACGGCUACCGAGGUUAUCCUGGUGACGAAGGUGGACCUGGUGAGCGCGGUCCUCCUGGCGUGAACGGCACUCAAGGUUUCCAGGGCUGCCCUGGGCAGAGAGGAGUCAAGGGCUCUCGUGGAUUCCCAGGAGAGAAGGGUGAAUUAGGAGAGAUUGGACUGGACGGUCUUGAUGGUGAAGAUGGCGACAAAGGACUGCCCGGUACUUCUGGAGAGAAAGGGAGUCCAGGAAGGAGGGGUGACAAAGGACCCAAAGGAGAUAAAGGCGAGAGAGGUGAUGUCGGGAUCAGAGGCGACCCGGGCAAUUCAGGACAGGACAGCCAGCAGAGGGGAGCCAAAGGAGAAAUCGGAGACAUCGGCCCCGUGGGUCUCCCUGGGAGAGACGGGGUGUCUGGAGGGCCUGGAGAACCCGGGAAAAGCGGCGGCUUUGGCCGAAGGGGACCAGCAGGAGCUAAGGGCAACCAGGGCGGCCCCGGGCAGCCGGGCCCUGUGGGAGAGCAGGGGACCAGAGGCGCACAGGGUCCUCCCGGUCCCACCGGUCCUCCAGGCCUGAUUGGUGAACAGGGCAUUCCCGGACCUCGGGGAAGUGGGGGAACUGCAGGUGCUCCUGGAGAACGCGGCAGAACCGGGCCCCUGGGAAGAAAGGGUGAGCCCGGAAAUCCAGGACCUAAGGGGAGCAUCGGGAACCGGGGUCCUCGCGGGGAGACGGGAGAUGAUGGGCGAGAUGGAGUUGGCAGUGAAGGACGCAGAGGCAAGAAAGGAGAAAGAGGAUUCCCUGGAUAUCCAGGUCCAAAGGGCAAUCCUGGUGAGCCAGGGACAGACGGACCACCAGGACCCAAAGGCAUCAGAGGCCGAAGGGGAAACUCCGGACCUCCAGGGAUAGCUGGACAGAAGGGAGACCCCGGUUACCCAGGACCGUCUGGUUAUAAAGGCAGCAGAGGCGACUCGAUGGACCAAUGUGCGCUGGUCCAGAGCAUCAAAGAUAAAUGCCCUUGCUGUUAUGGGCCCCUGGAGUGCCCCGUCUUCCCGACGGAGCUGGCCUUCGCCUUGGACACCUCCGAGGGGGUCACCCAGGACACGUUCAGCAGGAUGAGGGAGGUGGUCCUCAAGAUUCUGGACGACCUGACCAUCGCCGAGAGCAACUGCCCACGGGGGGCCCGCGUGGCCGUGGUCACCUACAACAACGAGGUCACCACGGAGAUCCGCUUUGCCGACUCCAGGAAGAAGUCCGUCCUCCUGGACAAGAUCAAGAACCUGCAGGUGUCAUUGACCUCCAAGCAGCAGAGCCUGGAAACCGCCAUGUCCUUCGUGGCCAGAAACACGUUUAAGCGGGUGCGGAGCGGGUUCCUGAUGAGGAAGGUGGCGGUGUUCUUCAGCAAUAAGCCCACGAGGGCGUCCCCGCAGCUCCGGGAGGCUGUGCUCAAGCUCUCAGAUGCCGGGAUCACACCCUUGUUCCUCACGAGUCAGGAGGACCGGCAGCUGAUCAAUGCCCUGCAGAUCAAUAACACAGCGGUGGGCCAUGCCCUUGUCCUUCCUGCUGGCGGAGACCUCACGGACUUCUUGCAGAAUGUCCUGACUUGUCACGUCUGCUUGGACAUCUGCAACAUCGACCCAUCCUGUGGAUUCGGCAGCUGGAGGCCUGCCUUCAGGGACCGGAGGGCAGCAGGCAGCGACGUAGACAUCGACAUGGCUUUCAUCUUAGACAGCUCCGAGUCCACCACCCCGUUCCAGUUCAACGAGAUGAGGAAGUACAUCGAGUACCUGGUCCGACAGCUGGACGUGAGCCCGGACCCCAAGGCCUCCCAGCACUUCGCCCGCGUGGCAGUGGUACAACAUGCACCCUACGAGGCAGUGGACAACGCCAGCGUGCCGCCUGUGAAGGUGGAGUUCUCCCUGACCGACUAUGGCUCCAAGGAGAAGCUGCUGGCCUUCCUCGGCAGCAGGAUCACCCAGCUGCAGGGGACCAGGGCCUUGGGCCGCGCCAUCGACUACACUAUCGAGAACAUCUUCGAAAGCGCGCCCAACCCCCGGGACCUGAAGAUCGUGGUGCUGAUGCUGACGGGCGAGGUGCAGAAGCAGCAGCUGGAGGAGGCCCAGAGAGCCAUCCUGCAGGCCAAAUGCAAAGGCUACUUCUUCGUGAUCCUGGGCAUCGGCAGGAAGGUGAACGUGAAGGAGCUGUACAGCUCUGCCAGCGAGCCCAAUGACGUCUUCUUCAAGCUGGUGGACAAGUCGACCGAGCUCAAUGAGGAGCCGCUGAUGCGCUUCGGGAGGCUGCUGCCAUCCUUCGUCAGCAGUAAAGAUGCUUUCUACCUGUCCCCAGAUAUCAGGAAACAGUGUGAUUGGUUCCAAGCAGACCAACCGGCAAAGAAUCUCGUGCAGUUUGGUUACAAACAGAUAAAUGUUCCAAAUAAUGUUACUUCAAGUCCUACAUCCAAACUGGUGACCACAACAAAGCCAGUGAUCACCACGACCAAACCAGUAACAGUGGUGAACCUGCCAGCCUCAAAGCCAGCUGCCACGAGACCUGUGGCUGAGAGACCCGCAGCUGGGAGAUCUGCCACCAAACCUGUGGCUACCAGGCCCGAGGCUGCAAAGACAGCCACAGCCAGACCUGCAGUGGCCGCGAAGCCUGCAGCAGCCAAACCUGCCCCUGCCAGACCCCCCACUGCUGCCAGAUCCAUGGCCACGAGGUCUGAGGCCCCCAGGCCCCAGGCGGCCAAAUUGGCUGCCAGCAGGCCCGCCACAACUAAGCCCGUGGUGAAGGCACCCCGCGAGGUCCACGUGUCCGAGGUCACGGAGAACAGCGCCAAGCUGCACUGGGAGAGGCCCGAGCCCCCCAGCCCUUACUUAUACAACCUCACCGUCACCUCAGCCCGCGAUCAGGCCGUGGUUCUGAAGCAGAACCUCACUGUCACGGACCGCGUCGUCGGGGGCCUGCUCCCCGGGCAGACUUACCACGUCACGGUGAUCUGCUCCCUGAGGUCUCAGGUCAGAGGCGUCUACCAAGGCAGCUUCAGCACGAAGAAAAUUCAGCCUCCACCUCCGCAAACAGAGAGAUUAGCUUCUAGUGCAACCAUCAAUCUAGUGGUGAGCGCAGACCAGUUGCCUGGGAGUAAAGCAGAUAUAUGUAAGCUGCCAAAGGACGGCGGAACUUGCAGAGAGUUUGUAUUAAAGUGGUACUAUGAUUCUGUAACUGAAAACUGCGCCAGAUUCUGGUAUGGAGGCUGCGGUGGAAAUGAAAACAGAUUUAAUUCGCAGGAUGAAUGUGAAAAGGUUUGCCCUCCUGUGCCCAUCAAGCAGCCCGGAGUUAUCGCCGCGAUGGGGACCUAG